AUGGCAAACAUAUCGAUCAGUGCUCCUGGCCUCAACGGCGGUGGGUUUCUUUACAAUAACGGCAACAACAAUGCACGAUUAUGCAUCACAGCCGAGUCCGACGACUUCGACAUGGAGAUUAUCAAGAGCUGGCAAGACGAAGGAUUCGACGUGGUCUACCUGCCAUUCAAUAAUGGAGGGAAAGAAUACGGUCGCCGGCUGCAGUCCGUGAAGGAGGGUCUCGGGGUAGGCGAAAAUUACGCAGUGAUCGCCUACGGUGACGCUGCAGACUAUUGUCUUGAUUACUAUAUAAAUUCCGUCAAUGCUAGUCGACUAUGCGCUCUGGUUGCCUACUACCCCAGCCUGAUCCCCGACACGCGAUCGCGAUUCCCCCUUUCGCUCCAGGUCCUGGUGCACUUGGCAGGUGACAGCGUGGAUGUUCUUGUACAGCCCGUCGCACUCGGAAUACAGGGGAAGAAGCGCCGCCAGACACGGCCUAUCAACGCUGGUAUCGGGACUGGAGAGCGGCUGGAUCUGGCCUAUCCAGCGUUCACAUACGAUAAUGCUGUGCCUGGGUUCGCAGAGACGGACUUGGAGGAAUAUGAUCACUUGUCGGCGAGUCUGGCCUUUACGCGGACUUUGAAAGUCUUGCGAAAGGGCUAUUCGCGGGAUCCGGAUUUCGAGCAGCGGUUAGAGCAGCAUGUGGAGGCCAAAUUUUUCUCGUCGGACAUCAAAAAGACGAUGGACGCUUAUGUCCAACACAAGACCCCCGGAGUCACUUAUACGCCGACUAUCAGUGGCGGAAUCGGGAAAAAGCCACUGCGCCAAUUCUAUGAGCAGUACUUCAUCGGCAAGCUGCCUCCGUCCAUGCGCCUCCGGCUGCUAUCACGCACCACAGGACCCGAUCGCAUUGUGGACGAGCUGUACGUGAGCUUUGAGCACACACAAGAGGUUCCGUGGAUGCUCCCGGGCGUCCCAGCGACGAACAAGCGAGUCGAGAUCAUCUUAGUCAGUAUUGUAAGCUUGCGCGCUGGGCGUCUUUACUCCGAACACGUUUAUUGGGACCAAGCCAGCGUCCUCGUCCAAGUUGGUCUUCUAGACCCCAAGCUGUUGCCACCCGGAGUCCAGGGUGUCGACCGAUUGCCAGUUGUCGGGCGGGAAGCUGCUCGUCGCAUCCUCCACGAGGAUACAGAAGUUGAGCAGGUAGAUUACCAUAACAAAAUGAUUCGUCGCGCCCGUGCGCGAGCGAGAAGAAACCUGAACCGGAGCUCGCGUGCUUCACAGGUCGGCGAAGAGUCUGGUGCUGACCUGAAGAGUGAGGCGGAACAGUCCUUGCCGGAUAGGAGCCGGAACAAGGGCAAGACAGUCCAGGAGGCAAAACCUGCGGGUCUGCAGCGCACGGCGACGGAAGUAUCUUCAGCUGCAUAUGUGGAGGAUGGCGCUGAGACGGAGACAGAGUCUGGUGCUCAACCCAAGUCUGAGCAGACUUGA
Penicillium bovifimosum is the source of this 1470-nucleotide messenger RNA. Its product is annotated as dienelactone hydrolase. Gene Ontology annotation, biological process: polyketide metabolic process. Lineage: Eukaryota; Fungi; Ascomycota; Eurotiomycetes; Eurotiales; Aspergillaceae. The record is from RefSeq and is a predicted model, not a curated record. Bases 1 to 1470 code for a protein of 489 amino acids. The transcript has 3 exons.